AUGAGACUAGCGACACCAGAAAAGCACUCUCAUGAUGUAUCCAGAGAGGAUCUCCAAAUGCCAUCACCGCAGAUCCCAGAGAAGAUCUGGUACAAAACCGGGCCUAAAGGAUUGAGCGACCAGUCACACUCCUGGAUGGACGAAUGUCUCCACAAAAACCCAGCUCAUAGCGCGCAGAUCAUGACAGACCUCACGGGCGAUGAAUAUGUGCGAACCAAUUUCGCUUAUCGUCCCGAUAUCGUCGCCACAUACCUUUCUCUCGCGGUGCCGAUUCUGAAAGCCGAUUUCCUGCGCUAUCUACUUCUUUUCAAUGAAGGUGGCAUCUGGUUUGAUCUUGAUGUCUCGUGUGGUGAUGUACCCAUUAGAGAAUGGAUUCCCAAUACAAUGCGCGCGAAAGCUAGGCUUGUUGUUGGGUGGGAGUUUGAUGUUGGAUGGGGGGAAGGGUUCUUUCGGCAGUUUGAGAGUUGGGCGAUAAUGGCGGCUCCUAGGUCGUCGCAUCUAUUGGUGGUUAUUGAGGAUAUUAUGGAGGGGAUUCGUCUGAAGACGGAGGAGUAUGGGGUUCAGGUUUCGGAGUUGACUUUGGAUAUGACGGGUAAUGUGGUUGACUUUACGGGGCCGAGGCGGUUGACGAGGGGGGUUUUCAAGAGCUUGGAAUUGGCUCGCAAUGAGACGGUUGAUAUGGCGAGUAUCUCGAACCUCUUGGAGCCUGUUUUGGUUGAGGAUGUUUUGAUCUUGCCGGGCUAUUCAUUCGCUGCUUUGACGAAUUAUUAUGGCAAUGAGACGAUUGGCCCUGCAUUGGUCGAGCAUCAUUAUGCCGGGACUUGGAGGAAUCACAAUGGUGGUGAGAUGUGA
Messenger RNA from Penicillium griseofulvum, 852 nucleotides. RefSeq lists its product as uncharacterized. The transcript has a single exon. Gene Ontology annotation, cellular component: mannan polymerase complex. The record is from RefSeq and is a predicted model, not a curated record. Gene Ontology annotation, biological process: protein N-linked glycosylation. Lineage: Eukaryota; Fungi; Ascomycota; Eurotiomycetes; Eurotiales; Aspergillaceae. The coding region runs from base 1 to 852 and encodes 283 amino acids. Gene Ontology annotation, molecular function: alpha-1,6-mannosyltransferase activity.